AGACCAUCCCCUCCCCAACACAAACACACACACUUUUCCAGUCUCUUGCUGCUGUGUGUGUGGUGAGUCAGUGCAGCACACUCAGCCUCUGCUUUUAAACCCUCUAGGAACCGCUUCCUCCUGUGCACUUCACAGUCUGCAGACUCUGCAGUGAGAACAACAGCAGCAGCAGCAUGUUGGAAAACCCGGUCUUCUCCUGCUUCGUGUUUUACAGCACACUCCUAAUACUGAAGAUGUACAUCAUCGCCAUCAUCACGGGACAAGUCAGGCUGAGGAGGAAGGCAUUUGCCAACCCUGAGGACGCAAUGAGACACGGAGGAGAGCAGUUCUGCCGUACAGACCCGUGUGUAGAGAGGUGUAGAAGAGCUCAUAUCAAUGACAUGGAGAACAUCUUCCCCUUCCUGUUUCUGGGAGCCAUCUACUCCAUGACAGAACCUUCACUGGCAGUAGCAAAAGGUCACUUCUUGGUCUUUUUCUUGGGUCGAUUGGUUCACAGUGUGGCAUACCUGUGUGCACUGAAAGCACCGACGCGGUCAGUAGCGUACACCAUCGCUCAAGUUCCCUGCGUCUCCAUGGUCGUCCAGAUACUUAUGGCUGUGGCCUCGUUUGCUUGAUGAGCAGAACUGUCCGUUGCCUACAGCCUGGUGGGGGAUUACUGAUGACUGAAUAUGACUGAAUAUGUCUAAAAAAAGACUGAUUACGAUGCCUACUAUCUGUAAGCUCUGUGUAGUGAAUCAGCAUAUGGGCGGAUAAGUGCAUCAUCAUGCAAUUUUUUUAUUGGCAUGAAACAAAUCUUUCAGAACAUUCCUUGUAUUGUACUGAGACCUGUCUUACAAUGCAUGAUUCCUUGGUUAUUUAUCUCAUUUUAAGCUUAGUUUGUACAAUCAGUACAAAUAAGUCCUUUUCUAUGCAUAUUCUAGCUCAGGAAGCUCAGCAUUGGGAACAGUGAGCGAUAAAGAAUAGAUAAAGAAAGAUAAAAGCCGCUGUAAAAGUCACUCUCUCUAAAUGCAGUACCAAGAGAGAGAAGAAGGAGAAGGUGCGGGGGGACAAACAAGACUACAGUUACCAUAAACCACUACAGUUCCCACAAUAGCAAACUUUUAAGCACCACUGCAGUCUAGAGGAUAUGCUGACUCGUAUUUCUAAGUUGAACAUGCUUUAUCAGGCCCCUAGUCCAUUCCAUUAUUCGUAUACUGUAUACACAUAUUUAUGUUGUACUGUAGGCCUAUUAGAUAUUGUAUGCAUGAGGCUGAAAUGUUGCGAUUCAAAUGAAGGUUAUUUAAUGUCGUCUCAGCUCUGAGGUUUUGAGUGCUGUGAUUUGAAAGGACACUGAGGAAGGUCUUUUUUUCUGAGGUAUGAUUUGUGACCCUCCAGCUCAGAACCAGUACUUCCAUUCUGUUUACACAGCAGUGUCCACCAUUUCCACCAGCACAGUACACCACAUCACAAUCAAGGUCAUUUUAUAGAUCAGCCUGUUCUACAAGGGUCUGUAAAGUCUGUCUGUCCUUGUUUCUGGCUUUGAACUUAAAUUAUGAAAAGUGUUUUUGUCUUUGUUAUGAACAGAACAACAAAAAAAUGCAAGUUGUACAUCAAACAAGUGAGGUUAAAGCAGCAGUCCGUAAGAUUGUUUUAUUAAUGAUUUAGGAGUGGACAAAUAUAUUCUUACUAAACAAAUAUUCAAUGUAAUUUCUCUCUCUACAAUUUCACAGUAAAAUAUACAGAAUUUCACACAGCAAUUUAUUUACAUUAACCUGCAUUAAAAGUACUCUUUCACACUUUCUGUGCAAUUACACAUUCUCACCAGAGAGGUCUCCAAAUCCCCAAAUCCACAAAUCUUAUGGACUGUCACUUUAACUGUUGGCAAUGAGCAUACAACACUGCAGUAUCUUAAACAUUAGGCCAAUAAGUGUUUUCUCGCACAUUUUAACAGGACUGUUACUCCACAAUUGAAUUAUGAGCCUUUUUAGAGAUUUUGAAUAUAGUAUUGUAUAUUAAAUUAUUAAGAGUAUUUUAUUAUCGUAGUGUUUUAUAUCUACUGUUUUUUUCCAAAUGUAAGAACAUGAAGACAUAUGUUUUUUUUUUAAAUAAAC
Molecule: messenger RNA, 2090 nt
Organism: Astyanax mexicanus (Mexican tetra)
Lineage: Eukaryota; Metazoa; Chordata; Actinopteri; Characiformes; Acestrorhamphidae
Gene: ptges
Product: prostaglandin E synthase
Exons: 3
Coding region: 174-614 (146 amino acids)
Biological process (GO): prostaglandin biosynthetic process
Cellular component (GO): membrane
Molecular function (GO): prostaglandin-E synthase activity
Source: RefSeq, a predicted model, not a curated record